ACACCCUCACAGACACACACACACACUCACACACACUUAACCAAGAAGACUUUUCAACACAAGUCAAAUCCAAUCCUCACAUUUCUGGAUCUGGACACACUUUUGUUUGGCUGCUGGACGAAGGAGGGGGAGGAUGGAUCCGAUCGUGGAAGUGGUAGCUCUGUUCCUGGGGUUCAUUGGGUGGGUGAUGGUGGGGGUCGCCCUGCCCAACCGUUACUGGAGGACCUCCACCGUGGACGGCAACGUCAUCACCACGUCCACCAUCUAUGAAAACCUGUGGAUGUCAUGUGCAUCGGAUUCAACCGGGGUUCACAACUGCAGGGAGUUCCCUUCACUACUCGCUUUAAAUGGUUACAUCCAGGCGUCUCGAGCCUUGAUGAUCGCGGCCAUAGCGUUUGGCUCCAUUGGACUGUUGUUGGCGCUGGUUGGAGUACAGUGUUCGAAGGCAGGAGGGGAGAACCAAAUCCUCAAGGGGAGGAUUGCUGGCACUGCAGGGAUCUUGUUCAUACUCCAAGGUUUGUGCACGAUGGUCUCAGUGUCCUGGUAUGCCUUCAAUAUCACUCAGGAAUUCUUCGACCCGUUCUAUCCUGGGACGAGGUAUGAAAUAGGAGAGGGGCUUUACAUCGGCUGGUGCUCGGCUGUGCUCUCCAUGGCAGGAGGGGCUUGUCUGACCUGCUCCUGCAAACUGGGCAAGGAGGAGCAAUACCCUUUGCCCUAUCAAACCAGAGGAACUGUAUAUUCUGGAGUUGCUCCUACCAGAAGUGUGGCUGCCAGUACUUAUGGCCGAAAUGCUUACGUUUGAGCCGACUGUGAAAACAAAACUAUAUCGAUCAAAUCUCCUUUAAAUGACAGGGAAUUUUCUGUUGAUGCACCUGACAUGUCCAAGUGUUCCUUCUCUACUUUCUUUCUUUGUCCGUAACUGGAAGGAAAAGCUGAGCGUCCAUGCAUCCAAACACAGCACCACUGAACUGUAAAUAACCACAAUAACAAGUGUGUGUUCUGUAAAAUGGAAUCAUAGCGUCGAUGUUGUAAAAGUUGUACAAAGCUCUUAUCACUGUUUUAAUGCACAUACACACCAAAUGUUUCCAGUGAUUUUAUUUAUGUUCCUGUUUGAGUUUAUUCAGAAGGAGUUCAAUCAUGUGAUUAUCAACGUACACACUUUCAGACAUCUGUAAGGGGAAGGUCAACGGUGUGAUGAUUCAGAUUUCUGUCUCCCUGGUGUUUUAUACAGUUUUUUGUCUAGAUAUUAUCUGUGUAAGAAGGUAGAGGACACGUUGUCUUUGUUUGGAUGAUAUUUUUUUUACGAUU
This is a messenger RNA of Paralichthys olivaceus (Japanese flounder), 1308 nucleotides long. It is a transcript of the gene cldn15a, whose product is annotated as claudin 15a. Gene Ontology annotation, biological process: cell adhesion; bicellular tight junction assembly. The record is from RefSeq and is a predicted model, not a curated record. Gene Ontology annotation, cellular component: plasma membrane; bicellular tight junction. NCBI's taxonomy places the organism in Eukaryota, Metazoa, Chordata, Actinopteri, Pleuronectiformes, Paralichthyidae. Gene Ontology annotation, molecular function: structural molecule activity.